AUUCCGCGCUUUGUUUACAACUGCGAAGCUUCAGUGGCGGAAGUUUCAGGGUGGACUUUAUGACCUGGUUCGCUCCCGAAACGUUUUUUUUUAUCGCUGCAUGUCGCUGAUUCGCAAACCCCUUCAGCGAUGCUGUGUGCAGCUACAGGAGGCGGAGCCAACGGCUGCGGCGUGAUCGCGGUGUUAACCGCCACAGAGAUCUGAUCCUCCAUGUCUCGACGGAGUCACGGAGACGAGGCGAGGCAGCCGCUGCUCGGCUCUCAGUCAGAGGACCCGGACAGAGACCCAGAAAACCACGGUGAUGCUCCCUCUGAGAGCAGUCCAGACUCCACUGAUGACCGGAGCGGUGACCAGCCGAAGCUGAACUAUGAGGAGGCUGUGGAGGAAGCAGGGUUCGGUCUGUUCCAUGGCCUGCUGUUGCUGGUGUGUGGCUGGGCCAAUGCCAGUGAUGCAGUGGAGAUACUGUGUGUGUCCUUCUUGCUGCCUACGGCCCGCUGUGACCUGCAGCUCAGCUCUGCAGAUAUGGGAUUACUCACUGCCAGCAUAUUCCUCGGAAUGAUGCUGGGUGGGUAUAUGUGGGGGUAUCUGGCUGAUCAGAGAGGCCGUCAGAGGGUGCUGGUCAUUUCGCUGGCAGUGAACGGGACAUUUGGUGCGGUGGCUAGUUUAGCCCCGAGCUUCUGGCUGUUCCUGCUGCUGCGGUUCCUCAGUGGAGUGGGUGUGGGCGGAUCCAUCCCAGUUAUCUUCUCCUACUUCUCAGAGUUCCAGCCGAAGCUGCACAGAGGGGCCAUGAUCAGUGCUCUUGCCACUUUCUGGAUGGCUGGAAACAUUUUAGCAGCAGGUGCAGCCUGGUUAGUCAUCCCCAGAACAUUUCUGCACGUUGAGCUGGGCUGGUUGGAUUUCCAGAGCUGGAGAUUGUUUGUGGUGCUGUGUUCCAUCCCCAGCCUCACCUCAGCCUUCAUCUUCAGUCUGGCCAUGCCUGAGAGCCCCCGCUUCCUCAUGGAGGCUGGAAUGGAGGAAGAGGCGCUGACUGUGUUCCAGCUGAUGUACAAACUUAACCACAGAGGAAGCCGCAAACCUUUCCCAGCGUCUGGGCUACUCAUUAACCGUAAAGAUGAUGAGGAUGAAGUGGAACCAUUCAGAACGCGUAGAUGCUUUGAACAUCUAACCUGUUCUUUUAAACGGGGACUGGCUCCAAUCAAACAGCUGUUUGUUAGUCCCUUGUUGUCCAGGAGCAUUGCCCUGCUAAUCAUUUUCUACUGCAUAUCAUUUGGGUACUAUGGUUUGUGGAUGUGGUUUCCUGAGCUCUUCAAGAGAGCUGAAGAUGGAGGUUCUCCGUGUGCCAAUAUGUCUCGACCUCAAAGUCAAAAGAAUGAGAGCUGCUAUCCAGUAAAAACUGCAGUUUAUAUGGAGGGUUUUGUGACGGCAGCCUCUAACCUGCCUGGAAACAUCUUCACCAUCCUGCUGAUGGACAUAGUGGGAGGGAAGAUCCUCCUCGCUGGGAGUCUGCUGGUGUCCAGCGUGAGCGUAUUCCUGAUUUAUGUAGUGAAGACUAAAGGCCAGAGUCUCUUAAUGUCCUGUGUGUUCAGUGGGGUCUCUGUCAUCUCCUGGAACGCUCUGGAUGUAGCGGGUACUGAGCUUUACCCCACACAGUUACGCUCCUCUGCAUUGGGCUUCUUCACUGGAGUAGGCCGAGUGGCAGCAAUCAUGGGAAAUGUAGUUUUUGGCCAGUUGGUGGACACCAACUGUUCAGUGCCUAUACUGGUGGUAUCAGCUUUGCUGCUGGCUGGGGGUCUAGCAUCUCUACAGUUACCUCAAACCAAACAGACAGAUUUAACAUGAAACACAGGCACAGUUAACAUGAGACAAAACACAUACACAGACUUACCAAACACACCUGAACAAACAUGAAGGCUGAAUGAACACUAGUCAGUUUAAAAGCCUGUGCCUCCAGCCAGACCUAACAAACAGAACUUUAUUGGAACACAAGAAUUUGCUUGCAGCUUGCCUUGAUUUCUAGGCGGAUCUUUUGAUUGGCCUUAUUGAACCAUCAAACAUCUUCCCUUUGAGAAAGAGGAAAGGAUGUUUCAAAUAGAGAUGCACCAUUCAAGAUUUUUUAAAUGGACAGUUGUGAUUCUGGUUUCCAAAUUGGCUGAUUUUUAUUAGCCUUUUUUAAUCUGAAGCUCACACUGUGUGGGGUUCCAGCACUUUUACUUAUUGGCCAAACUUGCAUAAUAAACAUAAAUAUUUACUCUUUAAGGGCAUUGGCAUUUACAUUUUUUUUAAAUAACAUAAACCUAUUAAACCACUACAUCAAAAGUAAGGCAAUUGGCUGUUUAACACAAUGACUCAUGUAAUGAUGCUACGACAGAUGGUACAGAUGUAGCAGCAACAUUCAAAUACAACACAAGUGCACUUACCUGACUCAUGUUAUUUAUUUACCUCAUAAAAUUGCAACACAAAUCAGCCAAAAUAAAAACAAUAAAUUGUCUGAUUGCCGAUUUCAUGUUUUUAGCAUGUUGGAUUCCAGUCUUGGCCGAUUUUGGUGCAUCUGUAGUUUCAGAUAUGUAAUUUCAAUCACAUCGCUAAUAACAUAUCCUCACAAACACAACCCAGAACCAAACUUUAGGUAAGUUACAGCAGUCAUUUAGACCUUUUUCUGCCUCUCAUGUUGGACCAAGCAGGUUCCAGUCUAUUAGUAAAAUAAAGUGGGAUUGAGUUGGUGGCUGGAACUGAGACCAGUCUGAAAUGCACAUCUUGCAGCCAAGACCAAAGCCUUCAUUCGGUCUCACAAAGACAACUCGUUUUGCAUCGCUGUCCAUCGGUGUCUUAUAACUUUGCAUUGCACAAAUGCACUAAAUCUAGUUUAGAUUAUGAAUGCUGAAUUUACUUUUAUAUGAUAAUUAAUAAUGGGCAUUUUUUUGGAUAAUAAAACAUACAACAAUGAUGUUCUUAAUUGUACUGCAUUGUUACAAUAAAAGAUGUACCAGGGUGCUAAAAACUGA
Colossoma macropomum (tambaqui) is the source of this 3002-nucleotide messenger RNA. RefSeq names its product synaptic vesicle glycoprotein 2 (gene sv2). Bases 211 to 1839 code for a protein of 542 amino acids. Gene Ontology annotation, cellular component: membrane. Gene Ontology annotation, molecular function: transmembrane transporter activity. Gene Ontology annotation, biological process: transmembrane transport. The transcript is spliced from 13 exons. NCBI's taxonomy places the organism in Eukaryota, Metazoa, Chordata, Actinopteri, Characiformes, Serrasalmidae. The record is from RefSeq and is a predicted model, not a curated record.